AUUUCUUGUCUCUCCUCUUCUCCUCUGGUCCUAUAUAUCCACAGGGUAUUGUGGUUGGUGUGCGUUUCUGGUUUGCUCUGAAUCAGUCAUGAGACCAACGUUCCGAGCUCUCUGAGAUUUGCAUCUCGAACUCUCAUUUUCCACUUGUUUUCUCGGGAAAAGCUCGGAAAGUUCGAGCCCCUUUCUUGUUCAUCCGGCUCUGGCCCUGGUUUUACGGAUAGAAAUGGGUAGCGGACCGAAGAGUCUGAGGAACUUUCAUAUCCACGGGAAGAAGCACGAGUUCAGAGACAUCCCAAAAGGGUGCUUGGCCAUCAUGGUGGGUCGAGAAGGAGAAGACGAGUUGCAGAGAUUCGUGGUGCCUGUGAUUUACUUCAACCACCCUCUCUUCUUGCAGCUGAUGAAGGAGGCAGAGGAAAAAUUCGGGUUCAGUCAGAAAGGGAUCAUAAAGAUUCCUUGCCACGUCGAGGAGUUCAGGUCCGUCCAGGACAUCAUCGACCGGGAAUGGUCCCUUCACCACCACCACCACCACCACCACCACCACGGUAGCUGCUUCGGCUUUUGACGACUCUGAUCGAACCCUGUUAGGAAAAAAGCUGAUACAAAUUAAAGAGAUCUUUGCCCAGGAAUCAGUAAUCUGUUUUUGGGUUGUACAAAAAUUUGAGUGCUAAGGUUUUCCGUUUCUGACGAUCGAUGAAUUAUCCGAUCACACCAAGAAAGAAAAAAAAGAAGUGGAUGAUCCAGAAAUGAAAUCUGUAGGGUUAGAUCUUGAAGGCAGUAUUGUAAAUUCUUAGUGGCUGGUUAGGUUGCUUUUGGUAUUGAUGAUGACAGUGACGAGGGAAUGUUGGAUCAAUUUUCAGUUGUAUGUACCUUGGUGUUCUGUUUUUUCUGUUUUUUGGCCAAACUACUUUGGGAAUGAAAGAAGUGCGUGUUUUGGUUU
Molecule: messenger RNA, 937 nt
Organism: Prosopis cineraria
Lineage: Eukaryota; Viridiplantae; Streptophyta; Magnoliopsida; Fabales; Fabaceae
Product: auxin-responsive protein SAUR32-like
Exons: 1
Coding region: 224-562 (112 amino acids)
Biological process (GO): response to auxin
Source: RefSeq, a predicted model, not a curated record